Poeciliopsis prolifica (blackstripe livebearer) is the source of this 2114-nucleotide messenger RNA. RefSeq names its product gastrula zinc finger protein XlCGF52.1-like. The coding region runs from base 443 to 1759 and encodes 438 amino acids. NCBI's taxonomy places the organism in Eukaryota, Metazoa, Chordata, Actinopteri, Cyprinodontiformes, Poeciliidae. The transcript has a single exon. Gene Ontology annotation, molecular function: RNA polymerase II cis-regulatory region sequence-specific DNA binding; DNA-binding transcription factor activity, RNA polymerase II-specific. Gene Ontology annotation, biological process: regulation of DNA-templated transcription. The record is from RefSeq and is a predicted model, not a curated record.
GAGAUAGAAAGUUUGUUUCUUCUAAGUCACAUAAUAACAUUUGAAAUGCUUCAUCAAAUGAACUGUUAAAAAGACUCAUUUUCCCUGAGUUUAUUUCUGUAGCCUCACCAGAAAUUUGGGUCUGGUCAGAAUUGUUUGGCUCAUUUAAUAAGAAAGUACACAGAGAAACACAGAACCAAAAGACAAUAUGUGAUAAAUUUCUCUGAAUCUACUUGUUAGAGUCUAAAUCAAUGAGUUUAACUGACCAGGAAGGAAGUGAAUUGAAGUGCAGAUGUUGCAGAGCUCCACCUUUCUGCCCCCAUCACCUGAAGACAUGAUCAAACAUUUCUUCAUUUUUGAAAUGGGUUUUCUUAUAUUAAUGUGUUGAUCAUAGCAAUUAAAUCCAAAUGUAUUUCUGUCUUCCUCAUUCAAUUAAAACAAACUUUUCUAAAAGUUGUUCUUCAUGCAUGUGAUGUGUUUGGUGUCUGCAGAUGUUAAGAAAGAGCCUCCAGGAGAUCAGAGUCCUGACGUGGAUCCUCUUCACACGCAGGAGCAAAACAAUAAAACCUGCUGCAGGCAGGAAGAGGAGCUCUUCAGAGUGAAGGACGAGCCGGAUUAUUCCAGACUCCCAUUAAAUAUUGUUUAUGUAAAUAGUGAGGAUGAUGAAGAGAAACCAGGGCUGUCUCAGCUUCAUCAGCACCAGACAGAAAAUGGAGAUAUUUCAACCAGCAGCUCAGGCGACCAGAUAAAAGCAGAGAUUGAGGUGGAGAUCAGUGAAGCAGCAGAAUCCAGCAGAAACCCAGAUAGAAAUACUGCUGGAGGAACUUUGAGCAAUUCAGAGACGGAAGAGGAGGAUGAGGAUGAAGAGGACAAUGAUGAUGAUGAUGAUUGGAACCAUCAUGAAUCUCAGGGUAAACCACUGUCAGAGUCUGAGACUGAAGACAAUCAUCAAAAAUCACAUUUAGACAAACAUGGAAACAUUCCCAUUGUUGACGAACCUUUUAGUUGUGAUUUUUGUGGGAAAAGAUUUUCCUUAAAAUCUUCUUUAAACAAUCACGUAAAAAUCCACACAGGAGAGAAAUCAUGUGGUUUCUGUGGAAAAACUUUUCACUCCAGUUCAGAUUUAAAGAAACACAUGAGAGUUCACACAGGAGAGAAACCAUUUUGCUGUGAGGAUUGUGGAAAAAGAUUUUCCCUCAGUGCCUCUUUAAACAGACACAUGAGAAUUCACACAGAAAAAAAACCAUUUGGUUGUGAUGUUUGUGGGAAAAGAUUUACCUUAAGUUCAUAUUUGGAAAAACAUAUGAGAACCCACACACAAGAAAAACUCUUUAGUUGUGAUGAUUGUGGAGAAACAUUUUCCUUACAGUUAUGUUUAAAGAGACACAUGAGAAUCCACACAGGAGAGAAACCGUUUGGCUGUGACGUCUGUGGGAAAAGAUUUAACUUGAAGUCUAAUUUAAAUGUACACAUGAGAGUUCACACAGGACAGAAACCCUUUGGUUGUGAUGAAUGUGGUUUAAAAUUUAGCACAAAUUCUAAUUUGAAGGAACACAUGAGAAUCCACAAGGAUGAAAAAGCCUUUGCUUGUGAUGAAUGUGGAAAAAGAUUUAAUGUAAAGUCUAGUUUAAAGAGACACAUGAAAAGCCACAAAGGUGAACGACCCUUUAGUUGUGAUAUUUGUGGAAAAAGACUGGCCUUGAAGUCCAGCUUAAAGAGACACAUGAAGAUCCACAUGGAAGACCAACCGUAUCUUUUUGUGGGAAAAGAUCUGCCGUAAAGUCAUCUUUCAACAAACUGCUGAGAAUGAACAAAGAUGGAAACCUUCAGGUUGGGAUGGAUGUGGAAUCUGAAAGACUCUGAAAGACGCUUUGAAGCAGAAAUGCUAAAAUAUACUUUUAGUUGUGAUGUUUGUGGAAAAAGGUUUUCCUCAAAAUCAAGUCUAAAGAUAUAUGUGAACAUUGGGUUUGGGGAUAUCUGCUAUAAUUUUUGUGAUUCAUUUCUUACCAUAAGAAUUACAAUUUAUUGUUGUCAUUGUAAAUCCCAAUUGAUGUUUAAAACUCUCCAAUCCAUCUGUAUUGUUGGUUUUACUGUUUUCUCCACUGUUUGUUGAAUAAAAGUAUCACUAAAUAUUU